AUACUACUUCCAUGGGCAAGCCUCCGCGCGACAAUCCCAAGCGCCGGCGCGGCGGCGCUGCCGCCGCCGGCGCUGGCGACGCCUUUGCUGGAGCACAACCGCGUGGCAAGCGCGCCACCGAGAGCUUGCGCCAGGCCGGCCAGGCGCGGUUCGAAGGGCUGCUGCAGUCCAAGGUCGACCUGCACGCCGGAAUCGUCCGCGGUGUCGAGUCGCGGCCGUUUGGCGUGAUGGGGCCUCGCAUGCGCUACCUCCGGCGAGACAGCGUCGCCUACGCAGCGGCGAGGGUGCUCUGGCUCCUGCUCAGCGCCGGCCUGCUCGCCUCGCUGGGCCUCUUCACGCUGCCGACCAGCGCGUGCCACCUUGGCUGGCUGCUCAUGUUCGGCCUCGACCUGGUGUCCAGUAUCCUCCGCCUCACCGGCCUCUCCGAGCGUCUCGAGCCGCCUCUCCUCUUCUGGCUCCUACCCCCCCUGCACGGGUACAUGUGGUGCCUGGUCGCUCUCAUCGCCGGCGCUCCGAGCGCCGUCACGCCGUCGGCACUGCACGAGCGGUAUGGCUCGCUCGGCUUCGACCCCUCGCUCGGCCUGCUGCGGCUCGGCUCCGCCGCUGCGCUGCUCGUGCCACCGUGCGCGCUGCUCCUGUGCGGCUUCGCGGAGCGGCUGUACUUGGUGGCCGCCUUUGACGACAUGCGCUGCCAGCUGCUGUGGUGGCACCGCAGGCUCUACGUCGUGUGGGCUCUCCUCUCGCCGCUCGUCCCCCUCGCGCUGUGGACUUUUGCCCUCGCGCCGGGCGUGGCCACAGACUUGCCGAGCUGGACGAACCGCGCCACCGCCAUCGCCGUCGCCGCCGCCGUCGCGGCGAACGCGCCCGUGUACCGGUUCGCGCGCCACAAGGCGCACGAGUGGCACGCGGGCUUUGGGGCGGUGCGGUGGCUGGAGAGCGGGCGAGGGUGGGUCCUGUGGUCGGUCGACCCGCGGGCGCACCAACCGGACCGGGACGAUUGAGAACCAGAGAGACGCUCGUGCUGGCUGGGUCCUGGGAGGUGGGAGCUUGGGGACACACGCUCCCGGGGAGUGCCCGCACGCGGAGGCCAACGCCCCCGCUAGCACAUAUUCUUCUCUUGGUCAAAACAAGAAAGC
Emiliania huxleyi CCMP1516 is the source of this 1136-nucleotide messenger RNA. RefSeq lists its product as hypothetical. The transcript is spliced from 9 exons. The coding region runs from base 12 to 1001 and encodes 329 amino acids. The record is from RefSeq and is a predicted model, not a curated record. NCBI's taxonomy places the organism in Eukaryota, Haptophyta, Isochrysidales, Noelaerhabdaceae.